Molecule: messenger RNA, 243 nt
Organism: Paramuricea clavata
Lineage: Eukaryota; Metazoa; Cnidaria; Anthozoa; Malacalcyonacea; Plexauridae
Source: the annotation of a GenBank genome assembly
AUGCGGGGAUUAUGGCUGUUGGGCGAUAAAACCGGACAAUUCGAUCGCUUUUCGCACUGGAGUGACAUUCAGCUCCCUCAGGGAACAAGUUGGCUUGAUGUUGAUGGCAAUUUCGUGCAACUCGAGGCUGGCUACCAAGGCAGGGUGUAUGCUGUAACUUCGGAAAAUAUGCUCUAUUACAGAUUUGGUAUAUGUGCCCUUCACCCGACUGGUUCAACAUGGAAACAGGUCGAAGGUCUGCAG